GUAGAUAGUGUCCGUUGUUUAACAAUGCUUGGUCAUUUUGGUUUUGAAUGUUUGCCUCAUCAGUUGGUGAACCGAUCUAUCCAACAAGGAUUCUCUUUUAAUAUUCUCUGUGUGGGGGAAACUGGGAUUGGAAAAUCAACACUCAUCGACACAUUAUUCAAUGCUAAUUUGAAAGACACAAAAUCCUCACAUUUUUACUCAAAUGUUGGACUCAAAAUUCAGACAUAUGAUCUUCAAGAAAGUAAUGUUCAAUUGAAAUUAACUGUUGUGAAGACAGUGGGAUAUGGUGAUCAAAUAAACAAAGAAGGCAGCUAUCAACCUGUAGUUGACUAUGUAGAUGCUCAAUUUGAGGCCUAUUUUCAAGAAGAAUUGAAAAUUAAACGUUCCUUCAUUGACUACCAUGAUUCCCGUAUACAUGUGUGCCUUUACUUCAUUUCACCUACAGGACAUUCUCUGAAGUCCCUUGAUCUAUUAACUAUGAAGAACAUUGACAGUAAGGUGAACAUUGUGCCGUUGAUUGCCAAAGCAGAUACAAUUUCUAAAAAUGAUUUACAGAAAUUCAAGUGUAAAAUAAUGAGUGAAUUGGUUAGUAAUGGCAUCCAGAUAUAUCAGUUUCCAAUAGAUGAUAAAACUACUGCUCAGAUGAACUCCUCAAUGAAUGGACAAUUACCUUUUGCUGUAGUAGGGAGUAUGGAUGAAGUGAAAGUUGGAAAAAGAAUGGUCAGAGGCCGUCAGUACCCUUGGGGAGUUUUACAAGUGGAAAAUGAAAAUCACUGUGAUUUUGUCAAGCUCCGGGAUAUGCUUCUUUGUAUAAAUAUGGAAGACCUGAAAGAACAAACCCACGUUCAGCACUAUGAACGUUAUAGGUGCUACAAACUGAAGAAAAUGGGCUUUACCGAUGUCAGCCCAGACAACAAGCCACUUAGUUUUCAAGAGAUCUAUGAAACCAAAAGACAAAAGUUCUAUGAUCAAUGUCAGAGGGAAGAAGAAGAACUGAAACAAAAGUUUAUGCAGCGAGUAAAAGAGAAAGAAACAACAUUUAAAGAAUCUGAAAAACAGCUACAGGAAAAGUUUGAGCAUCUUAAAAGAGUCCAACAAGAGGAGACCAUGAAACUUGAGGAGGAAAGAAGACAACUGGAAGAAGAAAUAAUAGAUUUUUAUAAAAUGAAGGCUGUUUCUGAAACAUUACAGACUCAAGUGUGCGCCAAUAUAAAGAAGGAGAAAGAGCGUAAGAAAUAGUCCUCUCUUAUCUUUCUGUGUAUGGUAGAACCCUAUCAUUCUCUAUCUUCCUGUGAGAUGAUCUUUAUAGUACUUAACUGAACUAAUUUUUGAAAUUUGUUUUCUUAUUGUAUAUACUCCCCAACUAGAAUGUUAACUCCUCAGGAGCAGGUACCCUGACCAUCUUGUUAGAUUCUAUAUCCUCAGUGUUUAUAAUAAAGACUAGCACAGAGUUUCCACUCAAUAAAUAUUUGCU
Zalophus californianus (California sea lion) is the source of this 1474-nucleotide messenger RNA. It is a transcript of the gene SEPTIN14, whose product is annotated as septin 14. Gene Ontology annotation, molecular function: molecular adaptor activity; GTP binding; GTPase activity. NCBI's taxonomy places the organism in Eukaryota, Metazoa, Chordata, Mammalia, Carnivora, Otariidae. The transcript has 8 exons. Gene Ontology annotation, biological process: cytoskeleton-dependent cytokinesis. Gene Ontology annotation, cellular component: septin ring; septin complex; microtubule cytoskeleton. Bases 25 to 1239 code for a protein of 404 amino acids. The record is from RefSeq and is a predicted model, not a curated record.